Molecule: messenger RNA, 4183 nt
Organism: Ochotona princeps (American pika)
Lineage: Eukaryota; Metazoa; Chordata; Mammalia; Lagomorpha; Ochotonidae
Gene: SLITRK4
Product: SLIT and NTRK like family member 4
Exons: 1
Coding region: 67-2580 (837 amino acids)
Biological process (GO): positive regulation of synapse assembly; axonogenesis; regulation of presynapse assembly
Cellular component (GO): glutamatergic synapse; membrane
Molecular function (GO): protein binding
Source: RefSeq, a predicted model, not a curated record
CUUUUUUAUUUUUUAGAUUAUUUCUCUUUAUUCAGAAGCAUAAAGUUGUUUGCUGAAUGCAAGAAGAUGUUUCUUUGGCUCUUUCUGAUUUUGUCAGCCCUGGUUUCUUCGACAAAUGCAGAUUCUGACAUAUCAGUGGAAAUUUGCAAUGUUUGCUCCUGCGUGUCAGUUGAAAAUGUGCUCUAUGUCAACUGUGAGAAGGUUUCAGUCUACAGACCAAACCAGCUGAAACCACCUUGGUCUAAUUUUUAUCACCUCAAUUUCCAAAAUAAUUUCUUAAAUAUCCUCUAUCCAAAUACAUUUCUGAAUUUUUCACAUGCAGUCUCCUUGCAUCUGGGAAAUAAUAAACUGCAGAACAUUGAGGGAGGAGCCUUUCUUGGGCUCAGUGCAUUAAAGCAGUUGCACUUGAACAACAAUGAAUUAAAGAUUCUCCGAGCUGACACUUUCCUUGGCAUAGAGAACUUGGAGUAUCUCCAGGCUGACUACAAUUUAAUCAAGUAUAUUGAACGGGGAGCCUUCAAUAAGCUCCACAAACUGAAGGUUCUCAUUCUUAAUGACAAUCUGAUUUCGUUCCUUCCCGAUAACAUUUUCCGAUUUGCCUCUUUGACCCAUCUUGACAUACGAGGGAACAGAAUCCAGAAGCUCCCCUAUAUCGGAGUUCUGGAACACAUUGGCCGUGUCGUUGAAUUGCAACUGGAAGAUAACCCUUGGAACUGUAGCUGUGAUUUGUUGCCUUUAAAAGCUUGGCUGGAGAAUAUGCCAUAUAACAUUUACAUAGGGGAAGCUAUCUGUGAAACUCCCAGUGACUUAUAUGGAAGGCUCUUAAAAGAAACCAACAAACAAGAAUUAUGUCCCAUGGGUACAGGCAGUGAUUUUGAUGUACGCAUCUUGCCUCCAUCUCAACUGGAAAAUGGCUACACCACUCCCAACGGUCACACCACACAAACCUCCUUGCACAGAUUAGUGACCAAGCCACCGAAGACAACAAAUCCUUCCAAGAUCUCUGGAAUUGUGGCAGGCAAGUCGCUCUCUAACCGCAAUCUCAGUCAGAUUGUGUCUUAUCAAACAAGGGUGCCUCCUCUGACACCUUGCCCGGCACCGUGCUCUUGCAAAACACAUCCUUCAGAUUUGGGACUGAGCGUGAACUGCCAAGAAAAAAAUAUACAGUCCAUGUCUGAACUGAUACCAAAACCUUUAAAUGCCAAGAAGUUGCAUGUCAAUGGCAAUGGCAUUCAAGAUGUGGACAUUUCAGAUUUCACUGAAUUUGAAGGACUGGAUUUGCUCCAUCUGGGCAGCAAUCAGAUUACAAUGAUCAAGGGGGACGUAUUCCACAAUCUCACUAAUUUGCGCAGGCUGUACCUCAAUGGCAAUCAGAUAGAAAGACUCUAUCCAGAGAUAUUUUCAGGCCUUCAUAACCUGCAGUAUCUAUAUUUGGAAUACAAUUUGAUCAAGGAAAUUUUAGCAGGCACUUUUGACUCAAUGCCAAACUUGCAGUUACUAUACUUGAACAAUAACCUGUUAAAAAGCUUACCUGUUUACAUUUUUGCAGGAGCUCCCCUUGCCCGACUGAAUCUGAGGAACAACAAAUUCAUGUACCUACCUGUCAGUGGGGUGCUUGAUCAACUACAUUCUCUCACACAGAUUGACUUGGAGGGCAACCCAUGGGAUUGCACUUGUGACUUAGUGGCGUUAAAGCUGUGGCUGGAGAAGUUGAACGAAGGGAUUGUUGUGAAGGAGUUGAAAUGUGAGACGCCUGUGCAGUUUGCCAACAUCGAGCUGAAGUCCCUCAAAAAUGAAAUCUUAUGUCCCAAACUUUUAAACAAGCCAUCUGCUCCAUUCACAAGCCCUGCCCCUGCCAUUACCUUCAGCACACCAUUGGGUCCCUUUCGAAGUCCCCCUGGUGGUCCAGUGCCUCUGUCUAUUUUAAUCUUAAGUAUCUUAGUAGUCCUCAUUUUGACUGUGUUUGUUGCUUUUUGCCUGCUUGUCUUUGUGCUGCGACGCAACAAGAAACCUGCUGCGAAGCAUGAAGGCUUGGGAAAUCCCGAGUGUGGCUCUGUGCAGCUGCAGCUAAGGAAGCAUGACCACAAAGCCAACAAAAAAGACGGACUGAGCACAGAAGCAUUCAUUCCCCAAACCAUCGAACAGAUGAGCAAGAGCCACACCUGUGGCUUGAAGGAGUCGGAAACUGGCUUCAUGUUUUCAGAUCCGCCAGGACAGAAAGUCAUUAUGAGAAAUGCUACCGACAAGGAGAAAGAUUUAUUACACAUGGAUAGCAGGAAGAGACUGAGCACAAUUGAUGAGCUGGAUGAAUUAUUCCCUAGUAGAGAUUCUAAUGUGUUUAUUCAGAAUUUUCUUGAAAGCAAAAAGGAGUAUAAUAGCAUAGGUGUCAGUGGCUUUGAGAUCCGCUACCCAGAAAAGCAACAAGACAAAAAAUCCAAAAAGUCACUGAUAGGUGGCAACCACAGUAAAAUUGUUGUGGAGCAAAGGAAAAGCGAGUAUUUUGAACUGAAGGCAAAACUUCAGAGUUCCCCUGACUACCUACAGGUCCUUGAAGAGCAAACAGCUUUGAACAAGAUAUAGGUUAUGCAAUCUUACUUUGUGCAGAGGACAUUUAUUUAAUGAUGAAAGUGCCUUUUGUUGACUUCUAACUUCCAAAUAUCAUAUUAUCAAUAGGCAUAGAGGCAAGUGUUUCCAAGAGUGUCUCAUUAACUGUAGCUACAAAGAUGUGUCAACUAGAAGAGAAUUUCCUUAAUAGAUUUUGCUACAUAAAACCUAUACUGUGGAGUCCUGUGGGGAUACUGCAAACUCUAUUGCCAAAGGGAUGCUUUAUACACAUAAUAGACUGAAUUUAACCUCAAGAGGCAAGUCUGUUUUGUAUCCCAAAGCAAAACCUUCGUCUCUUCGUGCUUUGUAAAGCAAACUCAAGAAAACUGGUACCAGUGUUUGUACCUCAACUGGGUUCUUCAUCUUGCACGUAGACUAAGUUGGUGGAACUGGAAUAAUCCUUUUGAUUUGUGGCAUUGUAACAACUCUGUGUAAAGAUAAUCUGAAAAGUAAAAAAAAAAAAAAGCAUGCAAAGAGAGAACAUUCGAUAGUAUUUAUAAAUCGGUAAUCUUUAUGACCUGCAUCUUGAAAUCGCUGGAUUUAUAAUGUUCAAUUGUGCAAAUACUUGUUGAAAAUAUACCAUGCAUUACAUAACUAUAAAAUAAAUUUGAACACUUUAAGCAUUACCUGUCUAUACAUAAAGCCUAAAAGAAAAUAAUCAACGUGAGUUACAUAGCAUUUGUGGUGAUAAAAAAAAACGUGAUAUUUAUCAUAAUUAAACAUGGCUCAAAUUAUUACUAGAGUUUGUUCUCAGUUAUGUGAAAUACCCACAAUCCUAAAAGGUUGUCCAAAAUUAGUGAAGUGCUUACCAUGUGAGCGCACCCAAAGCUAUUUUUGUAACAUAAUUCAUAUUUAUGAAGUACUUUGUAUACUAAAUAGGAAAAUAUGUACUCCUUAAUAUGUAUUUAAUAUGCCUGACUUAUUUCCCUGAUCACAAUGAAUUUAUCAGUAAGUACAAAUUUGGACAGAAAACAGUACUAAAUGAAACUGAAACUGGUGUGUACAGAAAUAGUCUGGUCUUUGUGAUCAGGUGUAAUUUAAAAACAGAAAAAAACAUAAAAAUACAUAGAAACAACUAGUUCUGUGCUAUUCUUGUGGAUUUAGCAUAUUACCUUCAGAUUUGUUACCAAUUGUGCAUUCUAAAAUAGGUUCCUUAGUUUUAUAGUAUUGUGUCUGGGGCAAUUGUUACUUACCAUCAGUUGUCUUGCUUUUCAGGAUUCUAUGAGCUUAAUUCAAAUAGUUUUCACUACAAGUAUUUAAAAAAAUAGUGAGUAAUGUUAACAGUAUCUUGUAUGCAUCAGUAUCCUGUUCUUUCAUUAUUCUGACUACUAUCAGAUAAUCUAGUAGAACCGUAAACAUCAUGGUGAUCUUGGCUCUGAAAGCCACACUGUAAAAUGCUUACAUUGGUCUCAAAUGAGUCCACAGUCUGCAGUUACUAAUGAUAUGCCCCCGUGUUUGUGUGUGCUGUUAAGUCCAAGUGAAAAGUGGUCCAAGGAAUGAAUUGUUCGAUAAUGUGUGAAAUCCAAUGACUUAGGAGACCUUGACUAGCAAAAUGAUAAUCCUGAAACACAUUGCCUUC